AUGGAAUCCUGCUUGUUUUGUAAGAAGCCUUUCAGUGAAAAUGGGGAGCUUUGGAAUCACCUAACUUCAGGAACAUGCAGUGGAGCCCAGACAGCUGGAUCGGUUCAGUCGUCUACGGCACUGGAUGCUCCCUUUGACGAUUUCGGUAAUACAGGGACAGUUCCAACAUAUUCUGACCUCGCCGCCGAAAGUUUAUUGGUGAAGAAUGAUUCUAAAGAUAGUCCCGAUGGUAGUUCCAACGCUUGUAAGCAGUUCACUCAACCACCUUCGCCACCAGAUGCCCCACCUAACUCUGUCCUAUUAAAAUCUACUUCAAAAGAAUUUGAUCAUGUUUUCAGAGAUCCGUUAAUGGGGAACAGCUCUUUACUUGGUAUGAAUGGCAAUUCCGCAACUUCGGCACAUGUGACGCCUCGGACAAACGAAAACAAAGUAGUUGCUGGGCCUUCUUUACCACCAGCUACUCCACCCUUCCCUGGACCAAGGGUUUCGGCUCCGGCGGAUUAUGCACGUUCUUUAAAUUCAUCGGCCAAGAAGGAUUUUCCAUGUGAACUGGCUUCUUCACAACUGGGCUCUGAGGCGUCUGCUACCGACAGCCAGCAUUCGAAGUGGAAAUGUACCCUGUGUAACAUUGAAUUCAUUGAUAAGGCAGCAAUGUUUAAUCAUGUGAAAAGUCAAGAGCAUGAGGCGAAUAUACAAGUCGUAAAGGGAGCUGCUAGAGACGCGCCACUGAAUGCUCUCCCUGGCUCUAUAUUACAGAAAUCAUCAGUUCCAACAGAUUUCAACCUCGCCUCCAAAAGCUUAUUGGUGAAGAAUGAUUCUAAAGAUAGUCUCAAUGGUAGUUUUGUCGCCUCUAAGUAUGAGACCUCCACAACGGCGAAGAAGGAUUUUCUAUGUGAACCGGCUUCGUCACAACUGGGGGCUGAGGCGUCUGCUACCGACAGCCAGCAUUCGAAGUGGAAAUGUACCCUGUGUAACAUUGAAUUUAUUGAUAAGGCAGCAAUGUUUAAUCAUGUGAAAAGUCAAGAGCAUGAAGCGAAGAUACAAGUCGUAAAGGGAGCUGCUGGAGAUGCACCAUUGUCAGCAUUACCUCGCCGUCAGAGUACUUCCCCUGGUUCUUUGCCAAAAAGCGAGUUGGUCGAAACUAUACGCCAAGUAGUUUUGGAAGAACUGCCUGCCCUUUUACGCAGUGAACUUAGAAGAAUCUUUAACGCAGCCUUUAUGGAACCUUCGAAGGAAAUUGUGCCAAGCAGAAGUGCCUCGUCGAACAGCCUACCCGAAGUGGAUGCGGAUGCUCAAUAUAUUUUGACGCAGGGGAUCUCCACCAAGUGCUCACUUUGUGAUUGUCCAAUAACAUCUGCAGCUAACAUGAAAAUUCAUGUGGAGGGGAAAAAGCACAAGGCUAAUUUAGCAAAGCUGGAAAACCCCCGUGGAGUUCCUCAUCAUCCAUAG
Molecule: messenger RNA, 1449 nt
Organism: Echinococcus granulosus
Lineage: Eukaryota; Metazoa; Platyhelminthes; Cestoda; Cyclophyllidea; Taeniidae
Exons: 1
Coding region: 1-1449 (482 amino acids)
Molecular function (GO): nucleic acid binding; zinc ion binding
Source: RefSeq, a predicted model, not a curated record